Molecule: messenger RNA, 18040 nt
Organism: Amoebophrya sp. A25
Lineage: Eukaryota; Dinophyceae; Syndiniales; Amoebophryaceae
Source: the annotation of a GenBank genome assembly
UCCGAGCAUUCAUUCUACUCUAAUGAGUCAUUCAACAAAACCUCUCAUAAGAUAAGUAGUAUCAAACACGUAGCACUAUCAUUUUCGUUCGACACUACAAAGAUGUCAAUCGCCCAGCAAGGUUCUUUGAAGGAUAUGCCUGUGCCGCCACCAGGCGGCCCAGGCAUGCCUCCUCCGGUUAAACCCUCCAAAGCAGUGUCAUUUGGCGCAGAUAGGCAGGGAACGAAGCCCGUUCCGGAUGGCUUGGGCGUGCUCAAUGCUGACGUUAAGGCUUACUCAUAUUCAUCUACUUGAGAGGCAUCUUUAACGUGCUUCCAAAGGGAAAGAUAAGGCAAAGAUGCACUUCAAGACGAAUAUCGGGAGCCUCUAAUGAUUGGACCUUGUCCAUGGAAGCUUUGGAAAACCGGUUGGGUCAGAUCGACAAUGAAGACGAGCAUAUGGAUAACUUCAAGAAAAUUGUCAGUGCGCAAAAGGAAACGAUCGAUGGAUUGAAAGUGAACAUCGAUGAAGAUCGGUACUGCUGCUUUUCAUAGUAAGUAGGUGGUCAUAGUAACUGCUUUUUCUAGAUGCUCAUAGUAGGUCAUAGUAGGUGGUCAUAGUAAGUAGGUGGUUUGUUGAGAAAAGAGAUGACAAUUGAGAUGCACCUGUAGUACCUAGUACGUUGGUUAUAUUGUUCUUGCUCUUGUAGUUGAUCCACCUGAAGAAUAACGCUUCUGAUCCACCUUGAUAACGCUUCCAAACCAACAUCAAGGUUAAAAAAGCGCACCCGUCAGCAGCAGAGGUUAGAAUUGCUCAAGGAAUAUGGGCAGGCCGAUCUGGAGGAAUCUAUGGCUCCCCAGGUUAUCACCGACCCGGAUGAUCCGCUGUGGAAACCGAAGCUGUCCGCAUGGCAGAGACAGGACAUUCUGCAACAGCGCAAAAUGCGCAAAAAGAAGGAAGACCAAGGCCGGAUUGAUACGAUUGGCAGAGCGAGGUUUCUGGCGGUAAGAAUAAGAUAUAAUUUCUUUAGAUGCUGAAGCUGAAGUAAAUAAACUUUAACUUCAUGCAUUAGGAUUACGCACUGGGUAGCCGCACUUGGUUUCUGCUAGUUGUUUCCAAUGAAUGAGUAAGAAAUAGUCAUUCUCGGACUCUGACCUGCAACUACAUCACUCUGACCCACAUCACUCUGACCCACUUUUCUAGGUCCUCAACGAAGCCAAAGAGGAGAUGUCACGUGCUAUGCCAGGAGAGGCAGGAGCAGAAGGAAGGCCCAAAGGCCAAGCGACAGUUCGCGAGAUGUUGACUGCUGCUCGGACGAGGCAAACACCAGAUACUUAUCAAGCCGUAUUGCAUCAAGCUGAGCGUGAAAUGGACCCGACGAGAAUGACGAUCGAUGCGUCAGGUACGUACUAAGGGUUAUUGUCAGUGCUCACCCUUAUCCAUCUUCAGAGAGUCAUUCCAGGACCCUUUUCCCCUUGAAAGCCUCGCUAGGAUGCUUCCUGAGAUGGAUUAGGGAAAGCCUUAAUAUUGAUAACGAUGAGUCAGUAUGGAGAAGCUUUGUACUUGCUUAUGAGGACUUUUUACGAUGUCUACUAAAGUGCUUGAGAAGCGUCUUUGUAGUAGUCUACUUGUGUGACCCCAUUCUUUUUUUCUCCCGAAAUGAUUGUUAAGUCAGUCUAUCAAACAGUUCCACGUCGUCUCUGAGGUAUCGAUUUGGAUCGUAAAGUGGUUAUUUUGCUUCUCUCACACUAAAAAUCAGGUAUCGAUUUGGAUCGUAAAGUGGUUAUUCCGCGUGACUCGGUGCAAAGGGCUGCAAACGCACAUCGGAGCAAACAACAGGAGAAUGCCCCAUUCGAAAUGGGAGAGAAGGAGUUGGAUAAAUUAUGGAUGAUAGAGUAGCUCACUAGUUGCUUUCUCAGGUCGGAUGAUAGAGUAGCUCACUAGUUGCUUUCCCAGGUCUAUUGCGGGGCUGAAUGAUCAUGUAGUACGGUUCUUGAACAAUUUGACCUCUUGCUUCUAAUUAAAGUAGCCAAGCGGGCCUUGGCUCCAGGACAAAAGAAGAGAGGCAAACGAAUGGUGAAGAAGGCGCCACCUCCUCCACCGCCUGAAGACGCUAACAACCCCGAAGAUGUGGACCCGAAGUGGGGGCGUGUAAUAACGAACGCCGAUGGGACAACGAUUGUGAUGAAGGUAUAGCUCUUACUCCUGCUUUGUUGACAAAUUGGUUAAGUAAUCGUAAGAACAUCACCUUAAGAACCUUCUUCUCCUCUCGUGCGAAGAAACUGAGUCCGAUCGUCUAGAUUACUACGAUGGGACCAGUCGGAUCAAAAUUCGCCUUGAAUUCUUGAUUCUUACAGGUGAAGCAUGAACGUUUGAGUUGUUUCCGAUUAUCCAAGUUGGAGGAACGCAUGAUGGAGGAACGGGAACGCUUCUAUUUGACGCACCUCAUUAGAGGCGUUUCUAAGAUGUCGCGAAGAUUUGAUGAUCUGAUGUCACUUGUCGGGAGGAGGCUGUUAUGAUAACCAUUGAUUGCCCUCGAUUGUCACCUUGAUUAGUAGCUUACAACUUCAUAGUAGAAUGAAGAAAGAACGAUCUCCAGUGCCUCAUCUGCAGUAUAGCUAAAACGUUUUCUAAGUUGAAGAAUCCAUCUUUUCGAGUAGUUCACAUUGAUUUGCCGCACAAAAGAAAUGUACUUAUAUAUACUUGACUCCACGUGACACCUUAUUCAUUACACAUCUUAGUAGCUUGACAAGCUUUAGUUAGUAAUCUCUUGUGCCUCAUAGUUAGAAUACCUUAAUAGAAUACUUCUACUUGUAUUCACCUUUCUAACUUCCAUGGGAAAGCGUCUACCAGCUUCCUCUGGUGCGGCGGACGGCCUGGAUAUGCUUGGAGAUUGUCAAGGCUCUGCGGAUUGGGAGGACGAUGCUAGAGAUGAAGCUCGAAUUGUGGCUGCCUUAAACCGAAUCGCCAAAAGUACGAAGCUGCGAGAAGCACCGAGAACGAUAGGUUUGGUACUGCUUACAUUUUUAUAUUACUAACGUGUAACGUUAUUUACUCGAAAAGUAAAGAUAUUAUGCGAGCAGCGAAGUGAAGUAACAGAGUCACUACGUUGCUCCCUUUUCAGUAUCUCGCUCAUUUUAAGUAGUUACUUGCUUAUUUCAGCUUAUCGAGUUGUUUUUUUUAGGAUGAUGAUUCAUAGUGCAUGGCUCUUUUUCACUGUGUCAUUAACUUCCUUGCAAGAUUUUAGAGAUUGUGAUUCGAAAGGAUCUCCAACUACAAAAUUCUAUGUUGACGCUCUUCAUCAAUGAUACAUUCAAACUCCCACCAGGUUCCCUACCUAAAACCGUUCCAUCGCGAAGAAGCGCACUUUCUUAAAGAAGGUCGUGGAGCGAGGGAGCGGGAGAGGUCAGCUGCGAGGAUCCGAGACGACCGACGUAGCAAGGGCUUUGAGACGCCCUCAACCUCAGAGUCGGAUGAUGGCAGUCAGGCAGCAGAAUCUGAGAUGGCUGAGUUCGAGACGAGGCUUGAAGCCCGUAUCACACAGAUUCGAGGCGUUAUUGUCGGAGCAAGAAACUUGUACAAGGACAUUGUUGUCGGGGAUGGCAUCUCUAUGGCUCCUCGCAUUGGCGAUGUGAAUAGGGAAGUCCCUGUUCCGGAUGGCAUGACCUGGCAACGAGCUGAGAAACUAGCCCGAUCUGCCGAUGCGCGUGCGAAAAGGCGUGGUAGUGUUUUUACUAGUGCCACGGCAAGGGUGUUCAACGGCAUGGAUCCGUUUGAGCGGGAGUAUAAUCCGAACCCAUACGUCGUGAUCAAGGGCAUCGAUGCGGAUACGACGAUCUUCGAGCUGUGUAGGACAGAGCCACUGUUGGAAACUAAAGCGCCUUGCUGGGAUUUGGAUUUCAAUGUGACGAUUCCAGAACACCUGAGUAAAAUUCGCGGUAUCGAAUUUCACGUCUACGACUACAACGACUGGCUGACGGCGCCGGAGCCACUGGGCUUGAUGCCCUGGGAUAAAGGAGAUUAUUCUCUAGGUACAACUUAGGUUGUACUACUAGCCAACGUGGUGGAAUUAUGAAUGAUUAGAUUUUUCUUGGACAUCAACUGGUAAUUAUAUUCACCUUCUAUGACAGAACCUCUUUCUCUACUCUUGAUUGAUGCUUUGCAAUGCAUCCUUUCCACUACAACUCUCAUUCAGGUAAGUGGGUCGUCGAUCUGCACAGUUUGUCGAAUAAUUUGACGCAAUCUGACGCCGAGCUUCGUGGUAUGAAGCACAUGAAUGAGCACAAAGGGCGUCUCAUCUUCCAAGCUGCUAUGGUUAGGCGCAAGAUUCAUUGUCUGAAGCACCGGCUGAACGUAGAAACCGAGUACGAGUACCUCCGACAGCGUAUUACUGGACUCUACGGCAUUCAGAACUUGUAUCAGAUGUGCUUGCCGGAACGCAAGCUGCCGAAGAGCAUUGUAGAAUUAGGUUUUGUCGAGGCGCCAACGCGAGAGGCAGUAGAGGAUACCAUUUUAGAGUGCCAUGGGGAGAAGUCAAAGCGCAGACCCUUUGACAAAAUGGGGGAUGACGAACAAGAAGCGGCAGCUCAACCUCCCCAACUUGAGAUCCCAACCGACAUUCAGCCGCCACCUGGUGCUCCGAAACGGCAUCGAGCAGUGAUUCGUAGAGACAAAAUCAUUGCAGAAGCGCUGGAGAAGAGAAGGUUGCAGUUGGAGGAGGAGUAUCAGCAACGCCUCGCAGCGUAUCAAGCGUACUUGGCGGAAGUAGAGCGAAUGCGCUUGCAGGAAGAAGCCAGUGAACAAGAACGGCUGCGGAAGGAGAAGGAGGAUCGGAGAAGGCGACUAGGAUUAGACGGUGGCCAGGAUGAUACCUUGAUGUCGACUCUGGAGGAAGAGGGAACGGUACUAGACGAUGUCACUGCCCUCUCUGGUACGAAACUCUCAGCUUCUCACGGUGAUGCGAUUGGAGCUUCUACGGUAAGUUCCUUGCUGGUGCCGCCAAGAGUGCCUCAGCGAGUCCAUCAGUCAAGCGAAGGCGGUGAAAGCGAAGGUAGUCCUCUUAGUAGAGUGGAGUCGCCUCAAUCUGGAGAGCGACCUCUUCAAGAUGCGGGACCACCUAGUCCCAAAAAGCUCGAUGAAGAGGAGAUGCCAGGGAUGAACUCUAAGACCAAGGGCAAGUCGAUGGCUGCUGCUAGUGGGAAUCGAUCCAGAGAACCCUCUACAGAAUCCGGUGGCGGUGCUGGUUCUAGCAUAGAUUUGAAGAACCUUGUACGGGAGGGUUCACAUGAAGCCGAAGACCCUGCUGUGGCGGUGGAUCCGAAGACCACUGCUUCUGGAGCUCCAGCAGAGCAAGCUGGAGGUGCAGCCGCGACUACUUCUGCCUCUGCUGGAGACGCUACAAAACAAGUAGCUGAGCACGAUGUUGAUCAAGUUUCACUAGAUAGCAGAGGCUUGCCAAAGAUGCAGAAGGCUCCCACUGGUGGGAUCGGACUAGUCGGCUUUCGGCAUAUUUCCAACAUCGUGAAUGAGCGCGGUGGCGGUGGCCACAAAGCAGACGAAGAGAAGCUCGCUGCCGCUAACGCAUGUUUUGCGCUGAUUGAAACCAAGCAAAAGGAGCGGGAAAACGCGAAGAAGGGGAUUAUAGUUGAGGAGGAUCCAGAGAACCAGGAGGGAGAGGGAGGCACAGCUGUAGGCACAGCUGCAGGUGGAGCGUCGCCUGGUGGUGGUUCUCCGCGUGAGCAGAGUUUAAACGCCACUUUCCGUACGAACGCUACUAUGAUGAAAACGAUCUCUCAGUCUGAACUCCAUGCCGGCGGUCCAAGUCGCAAUACCGGAACUGCUGGCGGUGAGCGGUCUCUCUUUUCUCUAGGACACACACUCAGUUCAGCAGCUUUGAUGAGUUCAAAGCAUGGCACCACCGGGAACAGGGGUCUGCAGCCAUCGCAAUCGAAGAGCUUUCUCGCUCAACAAUCUAGGACUUUGAGUUCGGCAGGCGUAGUAGAAAGCGACGCAGGGAAAAUCAAAGGCAUGAGCAGUAGUUCUAGUAGCUCUGGGCAAAAAGGCUCUUCUAGUUCUGGUAAUAAGGACUCGGACGAGAGCGACAAGCGGUCACUGCUAUCGAGCAUUGCUAGUUCGUUCACCAAGAAGAAGGUGGAAGAAAAGAAGUCGGACGAUCUACCAGGUUUAAAGGAGUCUUUGCAAUUAGAUGCUCUCACCAGUCGCAUCCAUCGCGAACGGAGACAAGCUAAAAAACGCAUUUACGGCGACACCUCUUUGCCUGCUUUUACGGUGGUUGUUUUUGGCGUGUUUUCGAAUGGUGAAGAACGAGAAUUGCAUAGGUUUCCUCUCGUCACCAGCUACAACACUUUCGGUAUGUGCCCGGUCGACAUGCUUGUCGGCGACUCCACCUUACUUGGUCCCAACGGCGCUACUAGUAACAAGAUCAAGUACGCUUUGCGGUUGCCCACUACGAGACCACCACCGACCGAGAUAGAGAUGGACUUGGUCAAUACUCUAAAAGAGAUUCGUGCUAAGCGGCAACCGAACUCACCGGCUAAUAAGAUUUUCGCGGAUCAGUUAAACCGCUGCAAGCCCGUGGUUGGCGUGAAAGGGUUUGAACCAUUAGAUUCCGGUAUGAAGAACGUGACUCAAGGCCGCUCUUUGGGUGGUAUCUACGGUUUUCAUCCCUUGGCGGAGUCUUUUGUGAUAUCAGUGCCAGGCUUGAAAGGCGGAAACGACGAAGAAUUUAAGAAAAAGUUCGAAGAGGCGCAGCAAAGGAUGCUGCAGGCAAAUACGACACGCAUGGAUAAGGAGAAAUCGUCUUUGAAAAAGGACCCAAGACAGGAAGCGAGAGAUGCUGUUGCUGCUGCGUACUUUUUUUUUUUUAGUCAUGAUUAACAUUGUAGAUUUUUUUACAGUUUCUUGUUUCUGAUUAUCGAAUCUUGGCUAGCUCGAAAACUAACAAACAUCCGAUGAAUGUAUACUCACCUUCAUCCAGUCUAAUCGUUUGUAAUCCUUUGAAUUUUCUACCCUACCCUCACCUCAGUGCCAGUAGUGAGAACGACGGCGGAUCGCCGGCUGAGAGUUCUCGUGCCGAAAAAGAGGCGCGCAAACGUAAGCGCAUUCGCGUGAAGGAAAGGCUGAGGGCUCAGGCGGCGAAGGAAGCAGGUGAAAACAGUCCAGGCGGUUUCUCAAAAGAUUUCUCGGAAGCACCAACCAGUCCAUCGAAUAAGAGCCAGAGUGGCGAAGAUGAGAACGAGGAGAAAGAAGGCGACAAAUCCGAAGGCGGAGAGCAGCUUGGCGCAACAAUCAGUGCUACUGGCGAAGUGAUUUUCUCUGGCGACAAGAGCAAGGAUGCUGAUGAAGAUGAAGACUACAAGACCUUGCUAUUCUCUGACCACGGAUUAUCCACGAAAGUGGAAAAAGCGUUGAACAAGGUGGACGAAGACUUGCAUAGUUUUGUCAAUCCUAGGUGGACCUAUGACUUCAACAGGGAUAACCCCUUUGCUCGUCAAAACUCGACUUACGGCUUCCCCCAAUCCAUCUUCGGAAGCAUCCGGAAGCUGUCCCAUUUAAGGGGAAAAUAAAAGCAUCAGGAUGCAUCUCAAGAUGGAUAAGGCUGAGCUCUAAUCAACUCUAUUGGCAGAGCGCACCUACGCUCGUAAGAAUCAGAUGGGGGAGGGAAUGGUGGAGGGGUUGCUGAACGAACCAACUACGGAUUUGCUCUAUUUGCGCUUCAGAGUGUUUGAGCCAUCUACAGAGUUAAUGGAGCAGAUGCCAUUGGUAACGGCAGCAGCGGAACGGCGAAAAGACCGAAGAAAACGAGAGUUGGAUACUUAUGAAGUAGACAGUCGAUUCUAUUCAGUAGAGAAGCUUCUUCAGUAGAUUUAGAACUGGAUAGUAGAGAAUCUCUCAAGGUCAUCUUCCCAACAAGAAACAGGGAACAUGUUGAGGUCAUGUACUAUAUGAAUCAGUAGCUAGAGGUCAUUGAUGACUUUCGAAACUGGAAUCAAGUCAAAUAAAGUAAGCCCUCGUCUUCUAACAGCCUUUUCCGCUCUUCCCCGAACACAUGCCUUACGAUUUGCAGAAACGUGCUGUUGAAAACAAGUCCGUGUACAUGCACUUUCGCGGUGGUCAUAAACGUUUAGACGGCCUUUUUGCAAAAGAGGAGAUGAUGGCGUUGGUCGCAGAAAGGAAAAGGCUGCAGGAAGAAGCCGAAGCACGCGAUUGGAAGGCUCAGCUGCGAAUGAACCAGGUGAAAGCGAAGCAUUCCUCUUCCGUUAGCAAGGCGGCAGGUCGCUGGAUGCGUCGCGCCGAAAACGCAGGGGGGCUGCAGGACAGGAAGAAGAAACUGGAGGAGGAAGCCGAACGACUGAGGGAUGAAGUUACGGGUAACUACGCCAACCCAUCUCCAAUAGAGCACCUUUUGGCCAGUUUCUACUCGAAAACUCUUUAGCUAAGAGAUGUUUCUUCUAUAAAAACAUGGGUACUUCUUCUUGUGAAGUCGUGUCUCUAACGAGGAGGAGGAAGACGAGGAAGAUACACUAGUAGGUAAUAGACACGACGAGGGGGACGAGGACUUGAGCGACUCUGCGUUAGAUGUGGGGCUUGAAGACAUAGGAGGUCGGUCACGCGAGGUUUCGCGCAUGCUUCGUAGGGCUGAAGAGGCGCGCCGAAAAGCAGAGGGACAGAAAAAAUCCAACGUUAUGGUCAGCUUUUAUCCGUCUUUCUCGGCAUCUUGGCUCCCUUUUGCCUUGUAUUCCCAUGAAAUACAACAAGGGGAAAGGGGUCGAGAUGAGGGGACCAAGAUGGGCGAAAGCUGAGUCUAAUAGAGAGGAGGCUCUGCUGAACCAGCGAAAGGGGCCACCGCAAAAACAACAGGCUGGUAGAUCUGAUGAGGAGGAAGAUGCCUAUUGGAGUGUAGAGAUGUCGAAGCGGUUGGCUGAAGGUUCACCGAAGAACAACAUAGGAUCAGCGCCAACGUUGCGGAUCGAUGCGCAAAUGGCUCUAGACGCGGCUGAGUUUUCUAGUUCUGCAGCGGACACGGAGAGUGUAAUGAGCGGCGAUUCUUCUAUCACGGGGGGUCGCGGUGGUGCACCGGCAAAGGCCUUUCCAGGACUGAGCACUAUCAAAGAAGGAAGGCACAAAUCCUCGGAGGAAGUAGAAGUUGGAGGAGAGUUGGUAGACGUAAAGGCAGUGAUGGAGGAGGAAGAAGAAGCGGCAAUAGAUCAAGGUGAUGAUAUCACUGCUUCCUCGUCUCGUUGUCCUUCUAAAAGCAAUACUUCUCCUGACACCUCUCCUUCGAAAAAUGACCCUUCUACGACUUCGGCGACUACCAUCAAAGCCCCUGCGGUUUCGACUGGUCGCUUUGGCCUUGCUUCCAAGGUUGGUUCAUUUUUGAAAAAGCAUGUCGUGAAACCCGUGAAAAAGAAGAUCGUGCAGCAUCAGGAAAAUGUUAGAACUGGAACAGAAGUAUCUUCCAGUACCACGACUAGCAGUGGCAAGCGACAGCCGUUGAAGAUGUUCUAUAGUGAGGAAGCACUGAGAAGAUUCCCCGGGCUUCGCGUUGAUAUUACCCGUGGUAGCAAGCAGCCUGACACAUCAUCGUCGGCGAGGGUAGAAGAAGGCAGCGAAAACAAAACUGCUAAGCAUGCGAGUGUAGCAUGUCAUGAAGACGCAGAAGAAGCUUCAGACACGGACCCGGAACAAGUUCAUAUAGACCAUCAUCCUUCUUUUGCUUCUGCCACUAGAAUUAGCCCACCUCCUCUGGCGGAACCUCAACACACUUUUUCUUCCUCAGAGGCUGACGACGUCUGGAGCCUCAAGAGUGGCAGUAGUGCUAGAGGCGAAGCUGCUCCAACAGAAUUCCUUCACGAGAUUCUGUCAGAUCUGAUCUCGGAAUCUUCGACUCGUAGCCCUCUCAAAGGACACGAAGAAGAGGAGAUCGUGCUGUUGGAGUCGGAACACAGGAGACCCUACAUUUGGAGUAGGAAAACAGAGGAUUUUGCGCCAAUUGACUUGGUGGAAGAACCUGGCACUUCUGGUAUUGGACGAGCAGUUGGAUCAUCUGGAUCAUCAUCAUUUUCCAGUUGUCCAAACAUGAUGAGCAAUGCGAAGAGCCAACCGAGCAUGUUUAGUCUGAAGAUUGAUGGUGGAGCCGGGACUUGCUCAGUUGGAUCCUCCUCCAACACAACUGGUACAAAUUUGCGACACAUGACUCUCGAAGAAAAGGAGCUUUUGAACAAUAGAAGAAGUAGAGGAAGCUCCAUGAUGAGUAAUAUGCAAAUUGGCGGUAGCAGUGGUUCUACAGGUCCUAUGAAACGACCUAGAAUAUCCAUCUUCGACGACCCUGAAGAUGACGAAAAGAAGGAUCCGAGACGUGAAAUUUCGGGUUUCUCAGCUACGCGUACGAGUGACUGGCGCGCCAGUAGGGCGGCAUAUCGCAAGCGCAUAAAGUAUUUGCCACCUCCGCGAAAAAACAAGAUGGGUCCAAUCCAAGAAGAAGGAGCUUCAGAUCUAGAGUGGACACCACCUGUGUCGCCUAAGAGGAGGCGAAGAACUUCUGGUUCUGGUACGCAAGGGGAUGACACUAGAAGUAGAAGAACAGCGCAUAGAAGAAGUACUUCUAGUAGUGCUGAUGCGCCUGUACAAUCUUCAGGCGGAACAAGCCGACAGGUUCUAAUGGAAACGCCACCGCUACGAAAAAAGAGCACUCCUCUGGUGGCGCCCCAUAGACAAGAAGUUGAGCAAGAGCCUGUACGAGAAGGAUUACACUCCAUGGCCGAGGAGGACAGUGCAGACCAGAAAAAGUUGAAGGACAAGACGAAGAUGGAAAACCCAGAUGAUAACUUGGCGCCUCUGAAAGUGUUCGGACCACCACCCUUUGUCACUGACGGGGACGUUCCGAUGUUAAGGCUACCGCUGAAGCAUCCUCAGCGUCAACUUCCUUGGCCCUUUUACUACUGAGUUGAAAAACGUUCACCAAGGAUAUGACACUCAAGGAAGAUGCCAGCGCGGUAGCUCUAACGAUGGGCGGCCGUGAUGAUAAGCGCUUAGUGCAUGGUGGUCGAACGAAGAUGCAAGACGAAUACGAGCACGAUGAGGACAUGGAUCACGAGCCAUUUCCAGCCGGAUCGAUGGUGAGAGUGCCGCAUACUCCGAUGCCUCAGCCUGACAGGCACUUGCCAGAAGAGGUGUUGCAGGCGCGGAAGUUGCUGUUGCCGCAGAUCAGCGAGGAUACUAGGGAGAUAGAAAGGGACAAGCUGUUAAACUGGCAACGGCAGCGGUACGAGUACCGCACGAAAACGGGGACAGCAGUUUCUCUACAGAUCCCAGAGGAUUUGGUAACAGAGGGCUUUGCGGCCGAAGACUGGCGUAAAAAGUCAGCGCGACUCUAUGGUCCGCCGGAGCAGGACAAUGACCGAGACGGGGAGAAGGCAUUUCGAGACUUGAUCGAGCAGGAGGACAGAGAAAAGUCCGAGAUGUUGAAUUCAGUUUGGGGCGCUUAUCGAGCCACGGAUUCCUCCGACGACGAUGCCGAAAUCAUGGACGCUUUCCGGGUCGAGGGUGUCGGUCAACUACUCGCUGAAGGCGUCUAUUUCCUCAACAGUGCUUCGCUCCAUGAGCCGGCGACCAUUGAGGUCGCCUUGUUCCCGAGUCAGGCGGUUGCGGAAUCCAUUGAGCGCGAGUCAAUGCGCGCUUUAGGCGGUGCGGCGGGUGAAGGUACAACAACAACAACAACGGCGACUGGCGCUACUAAUUAUACCAACGCGGGAACUGGAGGCAGUGGGAGAGACAACAAAAGCACCAAUAGCAACGCUGCCAAUUUGAGCAAGAAGAAACGAAUUGCGCUCGCUCGUGCUCGCUCCGUUGCUUUUGGAGGUCAGCGGUCUAUUGCGCGUAUGACAUUGAAGCAGAAGAUUCGACGAGUGGUCAAAUUUCCCAUCGAUUAUGGCCGUGAGGCCCGUGAGCGAGAUGCGGGACUGGCUAAGGCGAGAACAAGACGCGAAAUCGCGCGCAUCGAACAAGUGUUUGUUAUGGCUUCCCCGCAGUAUUCGUCUUAAGACCCCGCAUCUUUGCCGUGUUUUCAAGGGUAAAAUGGUCAAGGGUGCGCUUCAAGAUGAAUAGGGGUAAGGUCUAAGGUUGGCACUACUCUGCCGGGUGAAGGCGCUUUGAGGGCCUUCCAGGAAAAGAUGCAAGCGAAAACGAAGUCUUUUGAGGGCCGUUCGGACGCCACAGGGAAGAAAAAAGAGAUGUUCCCAGUACGCUGGAGCAUGGCGACAAUGAAAAGCACUAGGAUGCUUCUCUUCUUUCAUUAUGGGCGGCUUUUCUUCAUCUCACUCAGCAUCUUGGCACCCUUUUCCCCUGUAUUCCCACAUGAAGUGCAAUGGCAUCAUGGGACGUAUAAUCAAGGUGAGGGGACCCCCGAGAUUAAAAAUUCUAGCACACUCUUCUAAAGUCCGUUAGAGAUUGCGGGGCGCCGCUACCUGCAGGAAGAAGACAUCACACGGUAUGUUAGGUCACGAGAUUUUGCGCGCAAAGUCGAACAGACGAAUCGUUUACGACGGAUGGCAAAGCUCAAGGAGAGUGGCCCGAGCGCGCCAAAAACCAACGAGGACGAAGAAAACCAACUAGAAUUAAGGGUAGGUUAAAGGUGCUUUUCUUACCGCUUUUUAUGACUCUCCCAAGGGAGAAAGGCAUAAAAAGCGGGGGAACCCGCGAGCACCAAAAACGUACCUCUAAUAGAAGCUGCAAAUGCUGCAGAGGGCGCUAUGGACACCACCAAGGCAGCAAAGGGGGAGGACGAGGAACUGGGUUAAGGCUCAUAACGAUUCCUCUCCAGAACCAGAACCUUCUUCUUAAUGAACCUUCUUGUCUCAGUUUCCUACUUGGAUUCUACUUAGACUAUAAAGGUAGAAUUUGAAUUAUUAUGAGCUCUAAGGAGAGCCCGAAGUGGAGUAUCGACCAGUGACGGAAAUUACGCAGGUCUACGGAAUGAUCGUGAAAUGCAGCAAUGUCGCGACUGACGCUCGUGGCAUCAUGGACACGGCAGAGUGCGAAGAGUUCUACAGAGCGCAACAAGGACAGCUGCUGCAGAGCACCUUAAGGCUUUCGCUUAUCCAUCUUCCGGAGCAUCUGGGUAGCUUAUGGAACAAAAGCACCAAGAGGAUGUUUGCUAAGAUGGAUAUAAUGGGGAACGUCUAAGCACUAGGCGCAACGGAAAGCCCUAUGAUCCGGAAAAAUUGGAAUCCGAGGUAUUGGCGAAAUUGAAAAACCGUAGCUCUCUGUGGACCGGUGUGGGCGACAGCUUGUUCCGGAAGCAUCGUAGUAUGUUUCGGCGAACGAGAAAGACGACCAAGGUGAGCUCGACGGGUGCCGAGACGGUGCGCGAGCAUCCCGUGAUGCCACCAAUGACCAAAAAAAUGCAGUGUGCCCAUCUCUAUAUUGUUGCGACGGUUCUAGAUGAACAGAACAGACCCUGGAGGAAGAGCGUAGUUACGCGCGUGAACGGUUCCUGCAGUGCGAAUGGCUUGGGGCAGAUGCCGUUCUUCAACUCAGAUUUCAUGUUUGCUUUUGGUGGCGAAGAACGCGGGGAAUUUGGUGUUCCAGAGAAACUAGAGUUUUCUCUCUACCAAAAGGCCGAUAUGCGAUUGACGGAGGAGGAAAUCGCUGAACAGCACCGACGCCGCAUGGAUAAGAUCGAGAUUGAGAAGGACGACUUUUUGUUACAGUUAAGGCUUCAUCUGGAAAUCCAUCUUCUGGGAAUCGAUCCAUCUUCUUCAAGAAGAAAAGAGGACCUACGUACAGGAUGCUUCUCAAGAUAGAUUGGAUUUUUUUUAGGGUAAGUUCUAAUACAGGGCGCGGGGGAAAGUACGGAGAUCGGCGAUCAGGAGUCACCUCGUGAAGACCCGUUGCAGGAUACAAGCCAAAUGAUGCAGGAGGGAGGUCACAGUAGUCCGCGAGGAGGCGGUACGAGACAUCAUCGAUCAAGAAGUAAAAUCCUAGAACGAGCAGCAGGUCAGGAUGGUAGUAGGAUGGAAUAUCGCGGAGGCGCUGAGGGUCAGCAGCGUAGUCGACCAGAAUCUAAACGGUCCUCUUCGUCUUCUUCUGCCGCUAGUGGAGCUUUUCUCCCAGUCUCAGCUGUGAACAGCCGCACAGUGAGCAAGGAUCUGAGCAAUGCGAGCCGAGCGGCCAAUAUGCGAAGUAAUUUUAGCUAUGGGAGUUUCAACAGAUGGGGAGGAGGAAAUUCUUCGCAGAAUUCGCUGUACCACCAGCACGAUUCCUACAACCAACGAACCGGAGAGAGAGACGUGAACUCGAUGCGAGGCGCCAGCCGUGUAGUAGAGACUAACAGCUUGAUCGGUCCACACUCUCUAGCCGCUCAGAACACAGUCAAGCUGGCAAACUUCCCUGGUGGCGGUGAGGGACGGCGCGUGCGCGGUGACGUGCAGUACCAACCACCGCAAGGAGGGUCCAGUGGAAAAGACCAGGCUACUUCUAGCGGCAAGGCUGCUCUCAAUGCUAGCGAGGCAGCAGCCGACGAAUUGGCUGAGAGAAAGUUGGGCGGUCUGCGAAAGACUCAUCGCACGCGGAACGAAGAAAGGCUCGCGCAGUACGGACGACUCGGGAAGAAAGUGCGGUUGCCGAAACGACCACGUGAUCGGAAAAAGUUUUGGGGUUCUAAGUACGGAAGUCGUGUUCUCAGCGAGGCUGGCAGCUUGAAUCGGAGUCGAGGUUUCGCCUCUGCUGAAGACUACUACGUCGAAGACGACUCCACAGUUUUUGGCAGUAUCCUGGGUAAUCGACGAGGAGGUGAAAAGCGAUCGCGCUUGAUGAAUUCUAGUCGAGAUUUCGGAAGCUCCACAGGAGCUUUUAGCGGCAUACUGCCAACCAGUCACAACACCAGCAAAAUGCUCUACACUCAACCUAGCAGAGACUUCUCGAACUACCAGCAAGACGUUAGCAAAGUUUUUCUAGCAGCUGAGCAGAGAUCUGUGGGUGAUCACUACAGCACUGUGGGAAGUGAGGCAGUGCCGAUGCUAAGAGGCGACGACGGCGAUGAUACAUGGUUAAGGGUUACCACAUUGCAUUCUUCACCACCAUCCUUGGCUUUUUUUCCAGUAGGAAAAGGGUCACGGAUGAUCUGAAGAAUGCAAUGUCGCAACCUCUAACAUGGGAAGAGUCCAUUGUCAGCGGAUCAGAACAGAUCGGUGGAAGCGCCAGUUCUAGUGCUGACGCAGCGGAGGCUAGAGACCGCAAAUCUGAAUGGUACUUCCCGGGAAAGAAGAAUCAGACAGAACGAGGGCCGUUUGCUGCUGGAGGUGGAGGUGUAGAAGAUGAACAUGGACGAGGAGCAAGGGCGAAUGAACGUCGUGGACCUCCACGGUUUCAUCACUCUCGUGCGGAAUCCCAAUCCUCCUCCUCUCCAUCAAAACAGCGAGGGGAGGCAAUUCCAAAGUCUCUAGAGGAUCGUUUGAGAGAGGCGUCAGAAGCUAUGAACUCCUAUGACGACACCGUUUCAGACGCUCUAGGUUACACCAUGGAGAACGUGGAUUAUGAAGUGGACAACGAUAGUGUGCCUGGUGGAGUGAAGAGUAGUAGCAAGAGGAAGGAUCGCAAGGUGCAGAACUUCACGGAGAGAGCGAAGUACAGCUUGUCGAUGGACGACGACGACGACGAGCUCGGCGACGACGAACUGGAGCAGCUAGAAGCGUAUCUGAGGAAUCGAGAGCAGGAGUCAGGCAGUGACGCAGAGUUGAUUUUGCCUGCUUUUAAGGUUCGCCAGUAAUUCAGUCGUUCGCACUACAGGUCAGCUAUUUUGCUCUGGAAUACUGAGAAAAGACGCGGUUGCGUCUUGUGUCUUCUCUUCUGAGGGCGCAGAGCAUCGCAUAGCCUAGCUGCUGGUAUGCUAGCCAGUGAUAGACUUCAUGGAAUGGAAAAAUGGCCUAAGAAAUGAAUUGUUUCGAGCUCAUCUAAUUCUUCUGCGGCAGAUGCGAGUUUGGAUGGCGCGAAGUCGCUGACGAGAGGUGCUAGAAUACCGCCAUACGUGAGUGGGGACACCGACGAAGACGCGGUGAGCGAGGGAAGCAGUCUAGGGGCUAACGCCAACACGAGGUCAUCUGCUCCAGAGUGGAGCACGAGUAGAUCGCUGGAAGCUGGUGAUAGCCGGAGUGUAGCUGGAGUUCCACGAAAACAUACCACCAGAGCAAAUUUAGUGUUGAACAAUAGGGCUACAAGAGAUCGUCGCAACGACAAUCAAACUCCACAAGAUCAUCUCACAGCGGCACAACAGCAGCAACGCAGUGAGCGACGACAGCGCAACGAGCACAUGAACAGCAGUUUCCACAAUAGUAGAGGAUUUCAACAGCAGAAGCAGUUGCCAGACGUCGAUGAGGAUGGGCCGAGUCUGUUCGAAGAGGAGCAAGGCAGCUUUCAUCAUGCUUUCAAUCAAGGAGAGCCUAGUGUGCUGCAACAGCCGAGCACCUUGCACGGAACAGUGCAUGAGUCGUCCUUUCAAGGGUCAAACAAGGAGAACACGGAGAUGUUUGAGGAGGAUCAGCUGCUUCCUGGCUCUCAGUCUCUGGAAAUUAUGCAGGAGUGGGAACAGGUGAAAACAGUCGGCAGCUCAUGGUUGAAAAUGCCGAAGUUUUUGAAGAAUCUCCAUUUCCGGAAGAAGGGUAGCGCGAAGAGCAAGCUAGUGCAGAUGUCCUCAAAACAACAGGCAGAGAGGCGCUUGAUGGAGCGUCAUCACAAUGCACGCUUCGAACGCAAAGUCGGCGAAGCAUUGAGAGAAGGAAAAGCAAUAUCGGCUGUGGUCAACACUACUGCUACUGCUCCUAACGGUAAUGGAGGAGGUCUAGUCGAUGGCUACAACAUCAAUCCUCUUGAUUCUAGUACUGCCGAAGGCGAACAAAAUCGUGGUGUUUCUCGGGAGGGAACCUCUAGUCGUCCGGGUACUGGGGAUAUCCCGGAUUCCUACCAAGAUUUCCGUAGUGGGUUUGGGAAGGCACAGAUCAAUGUUUUCAACAAUCCUAGUUUUCAACAAUCCAAGAAAUCAUCGGGUCUACUAGGAUCUGUCGACACCAGCGGUCUCCCUCUCGGAUUGCAACCCGUCGACCCGUUUGGAACCACCUCUUCUUCGCAAGGUAGUACCAUGAGUCGUGUGCCGACCAAAUAUUUAGUGCCGCCUCCGAUGCAGAGUCGUCGUGUCGCUGGUCAAGAUUCAGCGAACACUACUGGAGGCAGCUCUGCCAAUCUGAAUGCUAGAGGAGGAGGUAACGGUGUGGUGCAUAGGCAAGCACAGGAGCUACGUCGCAUGACAUCCGCGAUCAUAGAUUCCCCACAAAAAUCGGAAAAGAACCCAUUUCAGAGUAGAAGAGCAGAAUUGCGAAAACGCAGACAAAAAGCUAGGGGCAAGAUCCUUGUCGAAGGCGAACAUUUAGCUGCGGCGCCGCCUCCCAAGAGACGGAAAAGGCGUGUUCGCUUUGAAGAUGAAGUUGGCAAUAGUGAAGAGAUAGAGUCUGACUAUCAGGAUGCAGAUGCUAGAUGUGAAGCACUAGAGGACGGGGAAGAGGAAGAACAAGAAGACGUAGUAGUAUCUUCGAUGUUGACAUCAACAUCUUCAACCAAGAAGAAGAAAAAAGUGAGGCCAGACUUCCGUUCGCGCACUUUGUCCUACUUCCAUCUCCGUUCGUUGCGAUCCUACAGAAUGGUGACACCUUCUACGGUCAAAGAGCCUGCUAGAAGGAGACUUCCUAAGAACUUGAAUGUGAAAUUUGCUGAAGAUCGUCUACUUCAUCCUGGAGGUACUAGAACUACACCUCCGAGAGCGUCUUCUCCUAAGAGUAGGAACAACAAGAGGGUCCUCGAGGGUUCGCACUUCUAUGAAUCGCCGGACAAGAUCGCUUAUUGUUCUUCAGAGGGUGAGCACGCUGCUGCACCAAAGGCUGCUGAAAAGAAGAAAGCGCGUCAGGGUGCGGGCAUGACGAUGGCUGUGAACGGAGUGGAGCAACUCGACGAUGAUCUCAAGGCGCUUCUCGGCAAUGAGGACAGCAGUAAUUAA